This is a messenger RNA of Racocetra persica, 148 nucleotides long. NCBI's taxonomy places the organism in Eukaryota, Fungi, Glomeromycota, Glomeromycetes, Diversisporales, Gigasporaceae. The record is from the annotation of a GenBank genome assembly.
GAAGAUGCCAAAUUAUCAUCAGGUUCAAUAAUUCGUCAAAAGAGUCCUUUCAUGAAUGGUUCUAUUUUCCAGGUGACAGAAUCUCAGUCAAAAUUUAAUCCAGAGAUUCCUCCAGCUGCUAAAUCAGUAAUGCGAAAAUUAUUGGCUG